Elgaria multicarinata webbii is the source of this 1140-nucleotide messenger RNA. It is a transcript of the gene TMEM107, whose product is annotated as transmembrane protein 107. Gene Ontology annotation, biological process: non-motile cilium assembly; protein localization to ciliary transition zone. The coding region runs from base 96 to 518 and encodes 140 amino acids. Lineage: Eukaryota; Metazoa; Chordata; Lepidosauria; Squamata; Anguidae. Gene Ontology annotation, cellular component: MKS complex. The transcript has 6 exons. The record is from RefSeq and is a predicted model, not a curated record.
CUCCCCUGCCGACGCGGUUGUUAGGGGCAACGGUGAGGCCUAGUGGAGAAGUCCUAAGCCUGAGGGAUUUCAUCACCUUUCGUUGCCUGGCGAGAAUGCCUUUGGUCACUGGAUUGGUUCCCUCGCGAUUCCUGACCCUCACGGCCCAUUUGGUCAUUGUCAUCACCAUCUUCUGGUCUAGGGAGAGCAAUGUCCGGGCUUCCCUACCUCUCCAGUCCACCCAGGAAGAGUAUGAAAACAAAGACACAGAGCUGGUGGUGGCGCUGUCGGUUACCCUUGGACUGUUUGCUGUGGAGUUGGCUGGCUUCCUCUCUGGGGUGUCCAUGUUCAACAAUGUGCAAAGCCUCCUCUCUUUGACUGCUCACUGCAGUGCUUCCAUCUGCCUCUCCUUUUUCGUCUUCGAGCGCUGGGAGACGGUCACUUACUGGUACAUCAUGGGCUUCUGCAGUGCCUUGCCUGCUGCUGUCGAGGUCAUACUUUUCAUCUCCGUCUUUGGACUGAAGAAGAAGCCUCUGUGAAGGACGAAGCACCAGCACGAGGAGCACCCGCUGCCCCCCACCCCAGAAGAGACAUUUCUUGGGAUCACACCCCAGGAGGGAAGUUCCUGGUAAACCGUAAAAGGGUCGUCAAACUGUUCUUGAACAGAUCAUGACGGCUGACUGCAGUCCAAGAAAAGUCAUACGAGGAGCAUGCCUUCUUAGGGUGCAAAACAGUGACCUCUGACUGUCCUGAUUUUCAUCUUCUGCCUUGCUCUUUGUCUCCACCAGCGUUGUCUACAGCUCCAGCUGAGCAGGGGUGUCCUGCGGUGCGCUGUCUCCUUCCAGUGGGAGCCCUGUGGUAUUGCAUCCUGUCACAUGCUAGCGCGCUUAACCCACACAUUUUUCGGUCUCCAGUUGUACAUUUGGAGUGCCAAAGUCUCCCCUGGGAAGAGACUGAAAGGUUGUGGCUUGUAGCCUGCAGGUCCUCUGUGAAAGAACAAAGAUGUCCAGGUGAAAAAGCAGCACAAGCCUGUGUCUAUAUUUUAUUCUGGACAGGGAAUGGUAGAUGGCGUUUGAGAAUAAACUCACUUUUUUAUAUAUAAACCUUAAAUAAAACGGCACCCUUCUUAUAAAUGUGCAAGGACUGUUGCUGUUUGGAUAG